AGUAUGUAGUGUGUGCUGUCAAGAUGGCGCCGGGGAUCAUGCUGCGAUGAGGCCGUGCGUGCAGUGCGGGGACAACUUCGGCAGUGAGGACGCACUGAAGGAACAUGCGGACGCGGAGCACCCGAGCUGCGAAGUGUGCAACUCGACAUUCCUGAACGCGGAGUCAUACGACGUGCACAUAGCCCGCAAGCAUCUCGGUAUAGGAGACUCCAAAAACGCGAAGGAAAAGGCCGCGAACCUGCGCGCGUUGGCCCUGGGCCAGGACCCGCCGUACCGGUACCGGUACCGGUACCCGCCGAAGCCAAUACAGAAAAAAUAUAAUCAGUGCUGCGAGCACUGCGGGAAGAUGUUUGCGAACUCCUUCCAACUCCGCAGUCACUUGAGGAGGCACACGGGAGAGAAGCCGUUCGCCUGCGAUCACUGCCCCAAGCGGUUCGACUUGAAAGCUAAAUUAGUGCAACACAUGGCAGUGCACACCGGGGAGAAACCCUACAAGUGCGAGCUGUGCGACAUCCCAUUCACGUUGAAAAGCAACCUAAUGCGACAUGUGCGCAUCGUGCACAUGGGAAUCCGCAAGAAUUCCGAUUGUGACAUCUGCGGUCGCGUGUUCACAACACCGUACACCAUGAGGAUGCACGUCCGCACCGUCCACAACGGCGAGCCGUGGCCCAAACGCGCUCCGAGGAAGAAGAAACCACAACAAUAUACUACAGAAGAGAUACAGACUAAUUCACAAGAUGAACAUAUAGAAGAGAUUGUAGAAGAAAUAGAAACUGAGGAAAUAUAUUAA
Cydia amplana is the source of this 790-nucleotide messenger RNA. RefSeq names its product zinc finger protein 239-like. Gene Ontology annotation, biological process: regulation of transcription by RNA polymerase II. Gene Ontology annotation, molecular function: DNA-binding transcription factor activity, RNA polymerase II-specific; RNA polymerase II transcription regulatory region sequence-specific DNA binding. NCBI's taxonomy places the organism in Eukaryota, Metazoa, Arthropoda, Insecta, Lepidoptera, Tortricidae. The transcript is spliced from 5 exons. Gene Ontology annotation, cellular component: nucleus. The record is from RefSeq and is a predicted model, not a curated record. The coding region runs from base 47 to 790 and encodes 247 amino acids.